Penicillium malachiteum is the source of this 1041-nucleotide messenger RNA. RefSeq names its product isopenicillin N synthase family dioxygenase. The transcript has 6 exons. Lineage: Eukaryota; Fungi; Ascomycota; Eurotiomycetes; Eurotiales; Aspergillaceae. Bases 1 to 1041 code for a protein of 346 amino acids. The record is from RefSeq and is a predicted model, not a curated record. Gene Ontology annotation, molecular function: dioxygenase activity.
AUGUCGACCUCCUUCUCUUCUAUUCCUAUCGUUGACUUUGCUCGUCUGCAGAAUCCUGAGACAAAGGAGACUGAACUAGCAGUUCUUCAAGAUGCUAUCUUUCAUGUUGGGUUUUUGUAUCUCGUGAACACUGGGCUAGAGUCCCUUAUCAGCGAAACUCACGCAAAGUUGCCCGAUGUAUUUUCAAUCCCCACUGAGGACAAGGAGAAAGUGGACAUGUUGAAUUCGCCUGCCUUCUUAGGCUACACAUCACUGGGCAGAGAAACCACAGCCAAGAUCACAGACCUGCGAGAGCAAUUUGAUUUUGGAUCCGAAGUCGAGGACUUCAAGGAAGGCGAUCCGUUCUGGCAGAAGCUGGAGGGACCUAGUCAGUUCCCCAAUGAGUCGAUCAAAGAAUUAGUUUGGCGGUAUAUGGGAAGCAUGGAAACCUUAGGAAAGGCCUUUGUCGGCUUUGCUGCUGAAAGUAUCUUUCUUCCGAGGGAUACGUUUGAUCAAUUCCUCGGCAAGAUGUCAAGAUUGAAGUUGGUCAAGUACCCAAUGUCUCCUGCUGGAUCCCAGGGUGUUGGGCCUCACAAAGACUCCAUCAGUCUCUUCACUUAUCUUGCCCAGGAUAAUGUUGGCGGCCUGCAAGUCUUGAACAAGUCCGGGGAAUGGAUCGACGCCCCUCCUAUCGAGGGCAGUUUGGUCAUAAAUAUUGCGCAAGGAUUCGAAGCCAUCACUGGAGGUGUCUGCUCGGGCACAACUCAUCGCGUUAUUGCACCGACAUCUCGUACUCGGUACAGCAUUCCUUACUUCCAGGCUGUAAGACUUGAUCUCAGGUUAGAUGAGCUGAAAGAAUCGGCUGCGAAUAUUGUCGAUCGGAUUCCAGUGACAGACGAUAAGAAGAAGAGGUUGGUGGACGUUCCAAGUGAACUUAUUUCGCCACUGUACGAAAGUUUUGGCGAGGCGCAACUUAGGAACCGGAUUUUCAGUCACCCGGAUGUCGGCGAGAAGUGGUACCCGGAUGAGUACCGGCGCUACUUGAAGCAGUUGCUCGUGUGA